This is a messenger RNA of Mytilus californianus (California mussel), 5723 nucleotides long. Its product is annotated as toll-like receptor 4. Gene Ontology annotation, biological process: toll-like receptor signaling pathway; immune response; inflammatory response. The record is from RefSeq and is a predicted model, not a curated record. The transcript is spliced from 2 exons. Bases 102 to 2588 code for a protein of 828 amino acids. Gene Ontology annotation, cellular component: membrane. Gene Ontology annotation, molecular function: protein binding; transmembrane signaling receptor activity. Lineage: Eukaryota; Metazoa; Mollusca; Bivalvia; Mytilida; Mytilidae.
UCCGUCAAGGAAAGAGCAUCUUCAAAAUGAAGAUUUCGUUUGGUGUAAAAUCCCCCAUGGUCGUUAACGUAAAUUAUCGAUCGGAAAACAAGAUUUAAAUAAUGUUCUUCUUGGUCAGUCUGAUGUUUGUAUACCUAACUGUCAGCCAUGUCAAUACAGAUGCUGCAAGAGGGAGGAAAUGUUACUUUUCACCAAAAUGUCUUUGUUUCUCAAUUUUACCAACACCAUACUACAACGCAGUAUGUUCCCAUUCACUGUUACAUGCCAUUCCAGUCUUCAAAGAUAACAUACAUAGCAUCGAUUUAAGCUACAAUCUUAUACAAAGAAUACAAAACAGACAUUUUAGUUACAAUGGCAACCUAAAGGAAUUAAAUCUGUCACACAACAAGAUUAAAACAUUGUCAAAUUACUCUUUUCAUGGACUGCGUAAAUUGUCAAAGCUGAUCGUAAGCCGAAAUGAAAUAGACAGUGUAGAAACUAACACAUUUUUCUAUUUACAAUCUUUGACAUAUUUAGACGCGAAACAAACUAAAAUCAAUGUUUCAACUCUGCAAUCUCUUCCGUUUCUGAAAACAUUAAGAAUGGACUUUAUACUAAAUGGGAGUGACAGUCUAUCAUUUAGACUUUUGCAAUUAAAACAUCUUGACUUGUCGGGAACGUCUGGUAGAUGUGACGCUAGAACGUUGACCGUAGAUGUGUUCAAAUUUAUUCCUAACAUAGAGGAUCUCAAUCUUUCCGCGUGUAAAAUCAAUUGGAUCUAUAAGGGAACUUUUCGAUUCAUGAAGAAUCUUUCAAUACUGGAUUUAUCUUAUAAUCCUUGCCUUAAAUUUUCAGUCGCUGAAAAUGUAACCCACGAUUUGAUAUAUACCUCUAUCAAGAUUUUAAAAGUGAAUAAAAUUCAUAAAACAUUUGAGAUGAAUACGAUGAUCAGACGUUCACAUUUAAGAAACUUGAAGAAAACAAAUCUUACAGAACUACAAAUAAAUAGUAAUAGGAUACAAAAAAUUCAGAAAGGGGCAUUACUUUAUCUACCGAGUUCACUUCGUACUAUAUCCAUGUCCGAUAAUGAAUUUUCGUACGGCGAUUAUCUUUCGGAUAUGAUGGUUGUACCAGCUGAACAUAUAAACAUUUCCGAAUUAUUUAAAUCUCACAUUCCUUUAAUCAACGAGGAACAAUGCGACUACCGAAAUAAUAGUAAUUGUGAGGAAGAGAAAGUUGAAAAACACAUUUCUUCAUCAAGUGCAAUUUUUGUUCCUUUGCCAUAUAGGCUUAAAUCAUUGGUCUAUAGAAAAUGCUUGAUUCGAUACGAAAUACCACCAAUUAAUUUGGGGGGAAACAAGAUCGAGUAUCUGGAUGGUCAUCAAAAUAUGUUCUACUCUUUGACAGGUCCAUUGUGUCCCCUAGAUCAUUUGACAUAUCUGGAUCUGUCUGAUAAUAUGAGUUCUAAUGUAUCAAAAGUGUUCUUCCAAUGUACCCCGAAUUUACAGAUACUGCGAUUACAAAAUAAUCUUUUAGGAUUUGUUCUGCCUGAUGAUGUUAACGGUGAAAUAUUACAACAUGUUCCACAACUUAGAGAAAUUAACCUAUCAGAAAAUAGAAUACCGACAUUACCAUAUCAUUUUUUUCAGUCACAAAUUUUAGUUCGACGUUUAUACUUAGAUGGUAAUUUGUUAGAUUAUCUUAUAUUUAAGAUUGACCAUAUGAAAGACCUUAAUUUUCUAGGUCUAUCUAACAACCGAUUUUCGUAUUUGGAUAAAAAAGCAAGGGAUCAGUUAGAAACUGUAUUUAUGAAUAACAAAAAUUUAAGCAUUGAUAUUAGUGGGAAUCCACUUAAGUGUACGUGUGAUACCAAAGAUUUUAUACAAUGGAUGGGAAACACGAAGAUUCAAUUUAAUAGACUGCAUUUCUACACGUGCAGAUUAUCAACCGAUAAAAAGCAAAACUUAAAUAACCCAAAGCGUUUAUAUGAAGAUUUGCAAAAGGAAUGCGCUUCUUACACGUCCUUAAUCAUAGGAUUAAUAUCAUUGGUUGUUUUAUUUGUUUCCAUACUGACUUUAGGACUAGUGUACAGACAUAGAUGGAGAAUUCGAUAUAUGUACUACAUGGUUAAGAUAAGAUAUUUUGAAACUAAGCGAAAGACUAACGAGAAGAAGAUAUACACGUACGAUGCCUUUGUUUCAUACGAAAAUAAUGAUCGAUCAUUUGUCCAUGGACAACUUCUUCGAAAACUGGAGAACGAUGCCGGAUUAAAAUUAUGCAUUCACCAAAGAGAUUUUCUCCCAGGACGUGACAUUGCAGAAAAUAUAACUUCUGCUAUUCACGACAGUCGUAAAAUUGUCGUCAUAAUGUCACCAAACUAUUUAGAUUCCUAUUGGUGUAUGUUCGAAUAUAAUAUGGCAAGAGUAGAAAGUAUUUAUUCUAGAAACAAAGAAAACAUUUUAUUCCUAGUUUUCCUGCAACAAAUGUCACCGAGAGGUUUGCCAUUAUUUGUUUUAGAACUUGUACAGUCACAAUCGUACAUAGAAUACCCUAACGACGAAUAUGGGGACACAGUUUUCUGGGAAAAAAUGAAGGAAGUUUUGGCAUAGACGCCUUUAUACUUUAGUAUGCCAAAGGCCUACAGUUGAACGUUGUUUUGAUGAGUCUCAAGCUGUUUCAAUGACUUUUAAACUUAACACAGGGUCAGCGAAAACAGAUUUUUCCACUUCGUCACAAUGUUCUUCGUAAAUAGAAAAGAAGGAAUUAUUUUCAAACUAACAUUUAAGAAGAUUUAAAAGUGGUUUUUCUAAUGUGAUUCGUUUUUCUUUUUAAGUUUUUAGGAAAUCUUUGAGAUAUGUAAACGAUUUGUUUUUUCGAUGAAAGGAGUUUCAAAUUCAGUAAAUAAGGUUUCUUUUAACCUUGUUUCAGUAUUUCACAGAAAAGGAAGGAUCGGUUUCUUUUAAUCGAUGCUGAACGUCAACUGAACGUUGGGACAAUGAUUUCAGAUUUUCUUAUGUCAUCUUAUUGUCAACUUUCCAUUGCAUAACAACAUUCUAUUAUCUAUAAAAUGGCAUUCUCUUGUCUGAUUUGACAAGUUAUAUUUGAAAAGUAUGCUAGAGCUUACGUUAAUUAUGGCAAAAUCACUUAUUCACAAGAAUACACGAGAUUCCAAUUUCGAUUUUAUGAGUGAACUGCCUUUGGUUGACUUGGGUUCAUUUGUGGGGAAUAUAUAGUUAUCAAAGGUACCAGGCUUUUAAUUUAAUACGCCAGACGCGCGUGUCGUAUACAUAAGACUCUUAGAUUGCUUAGAUCAAAAAAGUUAGAAAGCCAAACAAGUAUAAAGUUGAUGAGCAUUGAGGACCCAACAUUCCUAAAAGUUGUGCCAAAUACGGCUAAGAAAAUCUAUACCCGGGAUAAGAAAAUCCUAAGUAUUUCGAAUAAUUCAUACUUUUGCAAACAGUUAAUUUAUAAAAAUGACCAUAUAAUGCAUUAUAAGAAAAUUAUAGCACCAAUUGGAAGGUCAUGUAUAGUCACAUAACUAAAAUGUAAACUAAGAAGGUUUUGAGAAAGAAAGAUUGAUUUCAUCACCAGGAAAUCAAUGUGACAAAAAAAGAUUGACAUUAUCACAUGAUAAGUACUACGGUCGCUUUAAAAAAAAAAGAUCCUUUAAAUUAUAUUGCUUCAGCUCCUCACCUCAUUACUUACACUUUUGAUACCGCCAUAGAUUCCAUUUGUCCACGGGCAUUUGGACAUGACUACAAGUUGAGACGUUUUGGUGUGGAAUUUAAAAAAAUUCUUAUUAUUGUGUUUUGAUUAAUAUUUAAUACUUAAACAUUCUUUACUGGCGUGUAAUUUUUUAUAAUAUCGCACGUUCUUUAAACAUACAAAUUAAGUUAACUAGCUUUAAAAGUUACAAUGCACGUGUUGGCUAUUAUCUUUUUCGGACGUCAAAGAGAUUUAAUAAUUGCGGUUGUCUAAUUUUUUCACUUAGUAUCUUUUAACUUUUAUCUUGUCUAACAUUUUAUUCUAAAACGAAUGCAUGAUCAACUAGCAAUUACAAAACAUAGACAAAAUAUACUUUCGUACGGUCUUUUUCGUACUUGCAAAAUAUUGGACAGUAAACGCUAGUUGGACCAAGUCUUAUGAAAUUUGAAUAUAACUUUAUGAAAUAGGUAAAGUGUACUGUUAGGUGUAUAUAGGAAACCGGAACUUUUUUUUACUUGUGAAAAACCCUUGACAGCAGAAACGUAUUCAUGAUUAUGCACAGACUAUUCCUCCUUUGUGUGUAGUUUUUUUUUUCUUUGGGUGGGGGUGUUCAUGCACAUACCUGAACAUUAUUUUUUUAAUAUCAGGGUCGAAAACUACGUCCCUACUUUUGGAUGUAAAUCGACAAUUAGAUUUGUUUCCCUCUUUUUUCUGAAAUAAAGUAUUUUUUUUCUUUUCCAAGUUUUUUAGAAUCAAUUUGAUAUUUUUUUAAAUCGACCAAACUUACACACUCACACAAUAAUGCAGUUUAUAGAAAUUCAUAACAGCGUGGACAUGGACAUAAUGUUUGAUUUUUAUUUGUUUAUUGGUCCAUAAUAUGAGUGUAUUUAAAACCCUCUUUUCAAAGAAACGAAACAACUAAUCGCUAAUAUGAGCGUAGAACUAAAUAUAUAUUGUGUUCUGUAAAUGUAAAUAUAAAUGAAGAAAAAGUAAGAAAAAUAUUUAUAGUCCAUCAUGCAUUGUAAAUCAUUCAGUGGAUUGGUCAAUCGCUUAAAAAACAACACUUUAUUUGUUAACAAACACUAAUACAUGCAUUGAAGGGAGCAUAAGUAUGCUAAAUAAUAUAAGGAAAUAUGUCUGACCUCUUAAAUGCAGCUAUUUUUUUUUUAUUUGAAAAACGAAUUGACGGGUCACAGCAAUUACAUUUAGAAUUGAACUUACUUUUUUUUCAAUUUGUGUUUCAGUAUCUAUCCAGGAAUUGAACAUCUUCACAAUACCUUUUAUAUUAGAGUAAUCAUACGAGAGCACACAGUUUAAAGGUUAUCAUUACACUGUUACGGGUUAUGUUGACAUAGAGUGCAUUUCUUUUUAACACAAACGAUGCAAACGGCUAAGCGCGCACAUGUUUUGAUCAUUUGUUUCUAACAUACGUUUGCAAAGUUUACAUAAACUUUGACAAACUAGGGAAGGUGUAAAAGACAGAUAUGAGAUACAGCGAUACAAGACACGAGAUACGAGAUACAUGAAAUAAAAUAUCUGUGAAAUAUACUAAAAUUUGUAUCAUAAUUAAUUAAAUCGAGGUCUCAAUUAAACAUGGUAGCAAACGUCAUUUAAAGCUGUCAUGUACUGAAUGCUUGAGUGGAGUGAAGUUGUGGGUGUACAUUUUUUAAUUUUAUAAGUAAACCCAUUUUCAGUAUACAGUUUUUGUACAAUGUAUCACAGUAUCCCCUUAUAUACAUGUAUGUCUAGUACAACUUCUUACUUCAUUCUUUGAAUAUGGUAUGAUUUUGAUUAUACAUGUACAUGUACUUUGUUCCAAUAUUAUAACUAACUUAAGGUGGUAUGUGUAUCUCCAAACAUGCAAAGUUCAUGUCACAUACACAUAUUUGAAGGUGCUUUGAAAUAGUGUACAGGUUAUAACUUUUUACUUGAAAACAAAGUGUCUGUUGUUAUUUUUAGGCAAAUACAAAUUCACCAGAAUAAACUGCAGUCUUCAAACCAAACAAAACUUUUAGUUUCAUUAAAUUCUGUAUUGUUCA